Messenger RNA from Diaporthe amygdali, 1740 nucleotides. RefSeq lists its product as uncharacterized. The transcript has 2 exons. Bases 1 to 1740 code for a protein of 579 amino acids. The record is from RefSeq and is a predicted model, not a curated record. NCBI's taxonomy places the organism in Eukaryota, Fungi, Ascomycota, Sordariomycetes, Diaporthales, Diaporthaceae.
AUGCGGGAGCCUCAAUCGAAUCAUUCGUUCCCUUCUCCCCAGAGGCGCAAUUGUCUGUGCUUCCUACGCCCCAUGACCCUCCGCCCUCUCCACCGCAUCUCUCACUAUCCGGCGACCUCGAUCAAGCCAACGGCAUCCCUUGGGACCAUAAUGGCAGCCGGUGGCACUUGGAGACAGACCAUGGGCGGAUACCGCGCGCAGAUAGUUGAGAACUGCUCUUUCUUCUCUGCUCGUGAUGCCCACAUAGGCGUCAUCCUCACUCGUGAGCCUCUGGGAAACUUCAAGGCAGUCGUCAUACGGGCUGAGCACGACGGUCGAAGGGAGGCACUGCUGUCCUCCGAGAGUGCCGAUACGGUCCAGAAAGCGUACGAGUUGCUUCUGGUCAAGUCUGCGGACGCGGUUCAGAACUACAUCACCACCAAUGGCUUCGAAUUUGUCCCCUGCGCCAAGAGGGUUGUUGAUGUGAUCGAUGACGAGGACGACGGAGUCUCUUCCGUCUCCUCGGCGUCCGAUGUCAUCGAAGGUGAUUUGGAUAAGGACCUAGGUGACUCGGCCUUGUCUUUCGAUGCCGAGUCAGCCUACGAGAGCCUGACAGAAGACGAGGGCGGCGCUCGCUAUGCCAGGGCGAGAGGCACCCACCCCUCGCGCAACGCCCACAUGUAUCCCAAGUGGGUGAGGCGCUCUUCUCGCUCACCGAGGCGGGAUGACCCGGACUUCCCGCACGAAGGACACCAGCUGCGAGGACACCACCAUGCGCCUCAGCAUAAUUUCCCCAUCCACCGUCGGCGUUCGAGUCCUAUAGGGGCAUUCAGCCCCAAUGCUGGUGGCCCCAUCGCUCGUCAUGUCCCUCCUGGCGCGACAGGGCCACCGGCUGCGAUGGGCCCAUUGCAACCCGGGGGAUGGAGGGCCGGUCCUGGAGCUCCCAUCCCACCACCGGUCAUGGUCGGACAUCCAGGUCAUCCACUAUACCCCGAGCAUAUCCCAAUGGAAGGCUUGCGGGCCCAUCCAUCACAGCCGUUCCGCCUCCAAGGCCCAAUGCCUGGGAGACUGAUACCACCUCCACCGCCCAACAAUCUACCGCCACAGCCCCAGGUGAAGUCCGCCGUCAGCAACAUCAGCCUCAUAAGCAACAACAACAUCGCGGCACCCCGCAAGUCCACAAGCCCGAUAUCCCUUGGCCAAGACGCCCACCCAGCCACCCAGGCGCCACCCCCGUCCGCCCCAUCAUCAUCUUCAUCAUCGACCUCUUCCACGCCCACUCACGUGGCCAGCCCCAACAAGCCCCCUCCGCCACCGCUCCUGCAGCAGCAGCCCCAGUUCCCUGCCGCCAUCGACUACCGGCUGUGCAUCAAGUCGCGCGUCCCCGGCACGGGCGACGCCAGCGAGCAGCGCAUCGUGGUGCGCACGCCGCCGACGCGGCCACACGUGCGGGCUGCCGCGCUGCGCUACGUCGAGUACAACCCAAUACUGUUCAAGCAUCUCUUUUCGGCGUUCGGCAAGGCGGCGGCGGGGCCGGACGGUGCGCCCUCAGCGGACAGGCACCUGCGCGCCAACGUCACGCGCGUCGCGUUCGCCGGCGGCGAGAGCUAUGACCUCACCACGUACGGCGAGGACGACCUCAGCCGCCUGUGUGCCAGCGUCAUCGGCGGCCAUGUCGGCGGCGCGGGUGGUGAGUUGCCUCUGUUUGAUGUUGUGGUGACUAGUGUUGGGCCGGCUGGGUCCUUUUUCACGCUUUCUUGA